Molecule: messenger RNA, 1155 nt
Organism: Penicillium arizonense
Lineage: Eukaryota; Fungi; Ascomycota; Eurotiomycetes; Eurotiales; Aspergillaceae
Product: acyl-CoA-binding domain-containing protein
Exons: 4
Coding region: 1-1155 (384 amino acids)
Biological process (GO): fatty acid metabolic process
Molecular function (GO): fatty-acyl-CoA binding
Source: RefSeq, a predicted model, not a curated record
AUGUCGGACUCUGUAGACCGCGUCUUCGUCCAUGCCCUCAAUACCGUUAAGCGGAUUCCCCGGACGGGGACCGCGCGCCCUCCCGCCGCCGAGCGCUUGAAGCUCUAUGGCUUGUACAAGCAGAGCAUGGAGGGGGAUGUCGAGGGUGUAAUGGAUCGUCCGAUUGGGAAUACUCCCGAGGUACAUGCUGAGUGUGAGAAGUGGGAUGCAUGGUACGCUCAGCGCGACAUGUCGCGCACCGAAGCCAAACGCCGCUACAUCUCCACCUUGAUCGAUACAAUGCACCAGUACGCAUCGCAAACGCCCGAAGCGCGCGAACUCGUUUCCGAGCUUGAGUUUGUCUGGGAUCAGAUCAAGUUCAAUACUGCUUCGUCGUCUUCUUCUAGUCCCCUUAACACCGUUGGCGUUCCGCACUUAUCGCGCAGUGCUUAUGGGAGUAUAGGGAGUCGGUUGGCGCAGUCGACUGAGGACUUUGAACGUCCUGAUCGGAGGGAUGAUAUUACCACCCGUCGAGAUCGGGAUUCCCGGUUACGGGUUCUCAGUCCGGUUAGCCAGCCCGAGGAAGAGGAAUAUUAUCGACGGAGGCCUAUAGACGAUGAAGAUCAGGAUCCUAAUGACGAUGACGAGGAAGAUGAAGAGUAUGAAGAAGCCCGCGAUAGCUUGUAUGAAGACCAAGACCCAGAUCAGGAACCCGAUCAUGCCAGCACCAAUACCAAUACUAAUACUGAUGCCGACGCCUCACAUCGACAUCGCAAACAUGCCUCUGCAAUAAGCAUAGGCAGCAGUGGUCUUCACCGUCGAGACUCCCAGUCCCAAGGUGAUCCUGUCAACCCCCGGAAUAGCCGUUGGCGCCGUCGAGUCGAGCAGGCCUUAACGAAAAUGACGGCUGAGAUUGCUGCCGUGCGCGAGCAGAUGGAGGCGCGUUCUGUUGCUCAGCGCAGGCGCUCGGGUCUGUGGGCUUGGAUCAAGUGGAUGCUGUGGAUUGCUGUGCGGCAGAUUCUGUGGGAUCUGGCUAUGCUCGGCAUGUUGUUGAUUUGGAUGCGGUUGCGUGGUGAUCGUCGUGUUGAGGCUCGGCUUAAGACUGGCUGGGCUGCAUUGAAGGCUCGGCUGGGGAAGCUGAAGCUUAAGAGGGUUGAUAUGCCUAUCUUGCCUUGA